Messenger RNA from Lymnaea stagnalis (great pond snail), 1072 nucleotides. Lineage: Eukaryota; Metazoa; Mollusca; Gastropoda; Lymnaeidae. The record is from the annotation of a GenBank genome assembly.
GGCUCUGAUUCAAUAAAACACUUUUAUUGAAAACACUCAAGUGUUUCAGAUGGAAAUCAUUUAAAUCAGUGUCCAUGUUCUAUUGAUACCACUGUUAGUUUAAAUGUUCUCUCCUGGCAUCUUGUAAUUUUAAAUUUUGACCCCACCUCAAAACCACUAUUUAUUUAAAGUUUUCUUUGAUCACUGACUGCUACCGAGCAUAAUCUGCGGAGACCCCUCGUGUGGUUGAAGCUCUGAUGUGGUCGAGAGCUCUGAUGUGGUUUAGAGCCCUGAUGUGGUUGAGCGCCAUGGUGUCGUUGAGAGCCCUGGUGUGGUGAGAGACAUGGUGUCGUUGAGAGCCCUGGUGUGGUUUAGAGCCCUGGUGUGGUUGAGAGCCCUGGUGUGGUUGAGAGCUCUGAUGUGGUUGAGAGUCAAUGGUGUGGUUGAGAGCCCUGGUGUGGUUGAGGAGCCUGGUGUGGUUGAGUACUCUGGUUUGUUUGGGAGCCCUUGUGUGGUUGAAAGCCAUGGUGUGGUUGGGGGCGCUGGUAUGGUUUAGAGCCCUGGUGUGGUUAAGAGCCCUGGUGUGGUUGAAAGUCAUGGUGUGGUUGAGAGCCCUGGUGUGGUUUAGACCCCUGGUGUGGUUGAGAGUCAUGGUAUGGUUGAGGGCGCUGGUGUGGUUGAGUCAUGGUGUGGUUGAGAGCGCUGAUGUGGUUGAGAGUCAAUGGUGUGGUUGAGAGCCCUGGUGUGGUUGAGGAGCCUGGUGUGGUUGAGUACCAUGGUUUGUUUGGGAGCCCUGGUCUGGUUGAAAGUCAUGGUGUGGUUGGGGGCGCUGGUGCGGUUGAGAGCCCUGGUGUGGUUGGGAGCAGUGGUAUGGAUGAGGGCCAUGGUCUAGUUGUGGGAGCAAGGGUGUGGUUGAGAGCCCUGAUGAGGUUGGGAUCCCUUGUGUGGAUGAGGUACAUGGUCAGUUUGGGAGCAAUGGUGUGGUUGAUAAUCAUGCUGUGGAUGAGGGCACUGGUGUGGUGGGGCGCUAUGGUGAGGAUGAGGGUCAUGGUCUGGUGUGAUUGAGAGCCCCGGUUAAGGUGAUCGUCUAUGU